AUGGGGAGGGCCAGGGAGACCCCUCGGGAGAGGGAAGAGGAGCCCACGGAGGACGACAUUUACUGCCGGUGCCUGUCCCAGACCCUGUGCCACGUGGCCACGCCGGUCACCGUGGGGUUCUACGCUCCCUGCGGCCACCGCCUCGACUGCCUGCUGGACAAGGUCACCGCCUUCAUGCGUGAGGAGAUGUGGCAGCGCGAGCAGUCGGAGCCGGACCCCGUGGACGCCGCGUGCGGGGACGAUCGCCCUCGCAGCCCGCGGGGCUGGGGGCUCCUGCAGGCGCUCUGGCUCCUGGCCUUCUACGAGCCGGUGGUGACGGCGGCGGCGGCGCGGCGGCGGCGCGUGGAGUUCGUGUUCGUGCGCUUCAGCGCCUGGCAGUACGCGGGCUGCGACCGCCUGUGGGCCGGGCUGGUGACGGCGCUCUGCGAGCACGUGCGCCGCCACUUCGGCGCCCUCCUGCUCAGCGUCUUCCACGUGGCGGGCGCGCGGCCCCGCCACGCCGAGGGCCCCCGGGCGCGCCGCGAGUGGGCCCUGAAGACGGGGGCGUGCCUGCGGCUGUGGGCGCUGCUGCUGGCGCUGGGCGCGGGGCUGGCCGUGCUGCUGGUGGCCCUGCUGGUGCCCGGCGUCAAGGAGCACCGGGCGCUGAAGGCGGUGGGCAGCGCCGUGGCGUCGCUGUCGGGCUCGGGGCUGGCGCUGGGCGCGCUGUCGGUGCUCAAGAACCUGCUGGUGAGCGAGAAGAGGAAGAUCGAGCGGCUGACGGACAGCGACCGCUUCGCCGGCCAGCUGGGCUUCAUGAGCAAGGUGCGCGCCGAGGUGGAGGCGCUGGUCGACUUCCUGGCCUUCAUGGAGGUGUUCGAGCGGCGGCGGCUGCGCGUGGUGAUGGAGAUCACCAGCCUGGACCUGUGCCUGCCCGAGCGCGUGGCGGGCGUGCUCAACGCCGUCAACACGCUGCUGUCGGACGCCGACGCGCCCUUCAUCUCCAUCCUGGCCGUGGACCCCAGCGUGGUGGUGCCGUGCCUGGAGCAGACGGGCUGCAUGCGGGGCCUGGCGGACAACGGCUACCUGUUCCUGAGCCGCUCCGUGUCGCUGCCCUUCUCCAUCCCGGACGUGGGCGCGCGCUCCCGCCUGCGCUGCCUCGAGGCCGCCAUCGGCACGCGGGAGGACCUGGCCUACCGGAUCAUGGCCGGCAACGCCGACGCCGCCGGCGCCGGGGCGGCCGCCUCGCAAGCACCGGGAUGUGUCAAUGGAGCUGGCGGAUCUCGGCCUGCCCCGGAUCCCCCCGGCUGGGCGGAGGCCGAGGCCGAGGCGGCGGUGCGCUGCAUCCACGAGGCGUUCCGCUGCCUGCACGACCCCUCGGACGCCCUGGCGCGCUACGUGCCGGCCAGCGGGGCCCACGUGCGCCGCAUCGUCAACACCAUCCCCAUCACGCUGCGCCUGCUGCUGCAGAUCCCCGGGACGGGCGGGGUGGGGCCCUCGCCGCGCGCCGCGGCCGCCUGGGUGGUGCUGGCCGACCGCUGGCCCUGCCGCCUCAGCUGGGCCCUGCAGUGCCUGGAGGACGCCGGGCAGGGCUGGGCGCUGCUCGAUCCCGCUCCGGAUCACCCCACGGCGGCGGAUCACCCCACAGUGGAUCACCCCAUGGUGGCAGAUCACCCCACAGUGGAUCACCCCACUCAGGAUCACCCCACUCAGGAUCACCCCACGGCGGGUCACCCCUCGCCGGACCCCGGCAGCAGGACGCUGUGGAGUGUGUUCGAGGCGCACGUGGCGGAGCUGAGCGCGCUGCGGCAGCCGCUGCACAACGUGCUGAGCCUGGACGGGGACCCCGAGCAGUUCGGGGCCUUCCUGCGCCGCGACUUCCCCUUCACGGCGCGCGACGCCCGCCGGCUCCUGCCCGUCACCGUCAACCUCGACCACUCCAUCCGGCACAAGAUGGGCCUGCUCAGGGCCCUCGACCGGCUCCGGGCGGCCGCCACGGCGCGCGUGUCCAGGGGGACGCAGUGUGGCGUCCCCACACAGCCACAGGGAACCCCAAAUUAG
This is a messenger RNA of Myiozetetes cayanensis, 2037 nucleotides long. RefSeq names its product NTPase KAP family P-loop domain containing 1 (gene NKPD1). NCBI's taxonomy places the organism in Eukaryota, Metazoa, Chordata, Aves, Passeriformes, Tyrannidae. The record is from RefSeq and is a predicted model, not a curated record.